This is a messenger RNA of Diaporthe amygdali, 1425 nucleotides long. RefSeq lists its product as uncharacterized. Bases 1 to 1425 code for a protein of 474 amino acids. Lineage: Eukaryota; Fungi; Ascomycota; Sordariomycetes; Diaporthales; Diaporthaceae. The transcript is spliced from 2 exons. The record is from RefSeq and is a predicted model, not a curated record.
AUGCCCAGGGACCAGCACAAGGGCAAUGAGACUCAGCUAGACUUCUCUUCAAGCUCAGCUUCGAGCUCGAUUGUCACCAAUGUACCUUCGACGGCCCAAGAGUCACCAUUACAAGCCUGGGGUCAAGCUGCUGGGAGUGCUGGAUCUCUGAACAACCAGAUCCCCGAGUCACUGCGUGUAUCAACUGUACCUUUCAUACACAGUGUAAUCGGCGAGCUCUUCCACGUCUGCUCACGUGAGGAGAUCGUGUACAGUGCCCCUUGGUUCUCCUCGCUCAUCAGCUACCUGGGAAGGUUCCAGACGCUUGACACGGCCAUGUCCGCAUACCUGCUACAGAUGAUAGGCAAGGCCAAGGGGGACCAGGCUCAGCUCAGCAGGAGCCGCGACGUCUACGGCCGGUCCCUGGCCGGCCUCCAAAAAGCUCUCAACCACCCCGUCGCCUGGAAGUCGGCCGAGACCCUGGCUGCUACGAUGUUAUGCUGCCUAUUCGAGCUGUUCGCAGGCACCUCAAACCCCCUGAGCUGGAUGAUGCACGCCGUCGGCGUGUCCAAGCUCAUCCAGGCACGCGGGCCCAAGUCCUUCUCUACGCCCUUUGAGAGGGCUUCGCUGAGCUGUUUCCGCCCCAUCAUCAUCGUGCGAUGUCUCUUUGCCGGCGAGGACUGCUUUCUCAACCAACCCAAGUGGCAGAACCUCUCGUCAAGGCUGUCUGACUUCGCCAUGAAUAAAGAAGAGGGUUCUCAGGAUAUUUGGGACACUACGCGUGUCCCGAAGCCGCCUUUUGUUAGAUUCCAGGAUGGUUACUAUAUCUUGCUGGCCAAGAUCCCACUGAUAUUAAGCUGGGGUUACAGCAUUCGAGAAGAGAGGCGACACGGUAUCACGCCAGAUCCCGCUCGAGUCAAACUGCUCUUGGAACAGGCGGGCUCGCUGCGUUCCGAGUACCGUGUCUGGCACGAGAGAGCAGUCUCUGGGGGCGGAAUAACACAGCCCGUGGAGGUGCCUUCUGCGGACCCAACUUCCCCUUUCAUGACCGUCCUCAUGUUCUCGAGCCCGUGGAUUGGGUCGGUGGAAGUCGGCUACUGGGCAACAAUGCUGAUCCUCCAGGAGGCUUUGAACCAAUGUUACGAAGUUGAAGAAGAACGGCCAUACGAUGAGGACAAUCAGGAGCUCGCCAGGAACAUACUUCGGGCGACCGAACACGUUGGACGGGGCAUAAUGGGUCCAUACAGGAUUGCGUACGCCCUCCGAAUCGCAUAUGAUUUCGUUGACCUGCCGCUGAAAAUGUGGGUUCUCUCGGCGGCUGGAAGAUACAGCCAACAAUACGCUGCGGCAUCUACCGAAACGUACCCGAGGCCUAACGCAAUUACCGGCGUUCACUCCUUCAUGGAGGCUGACGAUGACGAUCCAGGGGGUGGGACGCCAGUGUAG